AUGAAUACACAAGGUGUGACCGAGCAGCUGGCGAUGGCACAGGCCCGAUCAUCUGCUGGCAGGGGUUCGGUAACUAGUCUUUCGAGUCCUCAGUCGAGGUCUCUGGCCGCCUCCAACCACAAAAGCGUCACAUCUAUUCCGUCAAAUCUACUACCAUCUGCGCCUGCGUCACCUCCGACUCCGGCCCCGAGUCCCACGCCUCAUCAGAGACCCCCAAACUGGCAGUCGGCCGACGAGGAAGAUGAUGCGUUUCUGCUGAAUGCCCGGAUUCAUUUCAGCUCGCUGUCCAACGCGAAGAAACAGAAAUUUUUGGUCGGUAUACUUGGCUUGUGCGAUAGUCAACAUCUCAGCUUUGUCUCUAGCUAUGUUAGUCCACGCUUGAGAAAGGAUCCGUUCCAAGUAUUCCCUAAUGAACUAUGCUUGAGGGUCCUUUCCUUUAUCGAUGAUCCAAAAACACUUGCAAGAUCGUCACAAGUAUCGAGGCGUUGGCGUGAGCUGUUGAAUGAUGAUAUCACAUGGAAGAACCUCUGUGACAAGCAUGCAUACGUAUACCGGAGGAUGUCCGAGGACGAACGAGACUUUGUCGACCCUUUCCACAGUCAUCCUCUACAGACUGUUUCCAGUACACGCUCUUUGAACACACUUCAAAGAACCUCUAGUAUAUCGGACCGCCAGGCUGCGGAUAGGCUUCCCGAUCUAUCUCGCACAUUCUCUGGCAACUGGCUUCCGUCGUCAAAUUUUUCGGCUCGGAAACGGCGGGGUCGGCCAGCCUCCUACCGGUCUCACUUCAAGAAAAAGUACAUGGUUGAAUCUGCUUGGAAUAAAGGCGGACGAUGCACCCAGCGACACAUCACUCCAGAUCAGGGCGUUGUCACAAGUCUGCACCUUACUUCCAAGUACAUCAUCGUCGCUCUGGAUAAUGCCAAGAUCCACGUUUAUGAUAUCAACGGAGAUAACCAGAAAACGCUGCAAGGCCAUGUGAUGGGUGUAUGGGCUAUGGUUCCGUGGGACGAUAUACUCGUGAGUGGUGGUUGCGACCGAGAGGUUAGGGUUUGGAACAUGGCUACUGGGGCUGGAAUCCACCUAUUACGUGGCCACACAUCGACCGUACGUUGCUUGAAGAUGUCCGACAAGAAUACUGCUAUUUCCGGGUCAAGAGAUUCCACGCUGCGGAUUUGGGAUCUGGUGUCAGGCACUUGUAGAAAUGUCCUGGUCGGGCACCAGGUGAGUGUCAGAUGCCUUGCCAUUCACGGGGAUAUCGUUGUUUCCGGAAGCUAUGAUACAACAGCACGCAUCUGGAGUAUCUCGGAAGGGCGAUGCCUGAGAACCUUAUCAGGCCAUUUCAGCCAGAUCUAUGCGAUUGCUUUUGACGGUAGAAGAAUCGCGACUGGAAGUCUUGAUACUAGUGUACGAAUCUGGGAUCCGCACUCUGGCCAGUGUCAUGCUAUCCUUCAAGGCCAUACUUCCCUGGUUGGACAGCUGCAGAUGCGGGGUGACACUUUGGUGACUGGAGGCUCAGAUGGCUCCGUUCGAGUCUGGUCGUUGACAAAGAUGGCUCCCAUCCACCGCUUGGCUGCCCACGAUAAUAGUGUGACCAGUCUUCAAUUUGACAGUAGUCGCAUCGUAAGUGGUGGCAGUGAUGGUCGGGUUAAGGUCUGGAGUCUACAAACUGGCCAGCUCCUCCGAGAACUUUCCUCACCUGCAGAGGCUGUUUGGAGAGUUGCGUUCGAAGAAGAAAAAGCCGUGAUCAUGGCCAGCAGGGCCGGUCGCACCGUGAUGGAGGUGUGGACCUUCUCCCCACCCCCAGAAGACAGCGACGAUGAUGAUGCGAUUAUUGAAAGCACCUCAAGCACUCCAGGACUACGCUCUGCGAAAGAAAGUAACAACGAUGACCUUGCGCUUGCAGCUCAUAGUGGCCGACACAGAGCUCUCUUCUCGGAUCCCCCUUCAACGAUACCCCGAGGCAGCGAUGAUGACCAGCUGAUGCCGGAUGCCUCUUAA
Messenger RNA from Aspergillus wentii DTO 134E9, 2001 nucleotides. RefSeq names its product F-box/WD repeat-containing protein. Gene Ontology annotation, molecular function: protein binding. The transcript has 4 exons. NCBI's taxonomy places the organism in Eukaryota, Fungi, Ascomycota, Eurotiomycetes, Eurotiales, Aspergillaceae. Bases 1 to 2001 code for a protein of 666 amino acids. The record is from RefSeq and is a predicted model, not a curated record.